CUGAGGGACUGCAAAGAAGUUCUUGGCGCUGGCUACAAGGUUACCGGAAGCUAUCGCCUGAAUCCCACACCUGAGCAGGAAGUGGUAAAUGACGAAAUGGGUCCAUUUCGCGCAUAUUGCGAUCAAGAGACCGCUGGUGGGGGCUGGACAGUCGUGAUGCGCCGUCUCGACGGUUUCGUGAACUUUCAUCGAAAAUGGCAUUCCUAUGCUAACGGUUUUGGAAGUAUAUCUGGGGAGUUUUGGUUUGGAUUGAUUAAAAUGAGACAACUUUGCUAUGACGUUCCGCUUAGCAUCAGAUUCGAUUUUGAGGCAGAGAAUGGUGCCAAGCCAUACGCGGAAUACAGCGACUGUCAGAUAGAUACGUGGGGUACUAGCUACACCUUGAGAGUUGGGAAAUUCAUUGGUAAGACAAAACUAAUUUUUUAGACUCAUGUCUUAGAAUUCCUCAUUUUAUAACUGAAGGCCUGAAUAACAAAUAUGAUUCAUUCAUUCAAGAAUAAGGCAAAUGUAUCCAUUCUCAAAAGCUCUUUCUGCUUUCCCCCCGCUUUUUUUUCUUGCUUUCGCUUCUCAGUAUAGGAAAGGUGCAUGCUAUUGACAACUAUCACAGGAAUGAAUCGGAGCUAACUGCGAGAAUAAAAUCGUAGUUGUACAAACCAUUUAAUUCCCAUCAAUUCUUUGAGCAAGAUAAUAGCUGCCUGUUCUGAAGAUUUGUUUCCUCUUGAGCCGGAGAAAAACGUCCGUUUCAAUUCAAUAAUCUCCUAAUCGUUUACAAAGUCGGGACAAGUUGUUUACGACUUUCCACAGUGUUAGAAAAAAAGAAUUUUCUCUUCUCUACCCAGGAGGCAGGCUUAAGUCGUAAAUUUUUACUACUGAGUCAAUGCUAAUCAGUCAACAAGAUGCACUACCACGCUUCCCUUUUUUUGAGCAGCAAACUGUGCAAUGAAGCUAUGAAUAUAUGAAAAUCAUAUAUGUGAACUGUGGGGUGAAGAAUUAUGAAAGUAGAUCAUCACAGUUAUAGACGCAACUUUUGCAGUCGCAACUGCAAAUUGCGUCUAUAACUGAGAUGAUCUACUUUCAUAUAAAACUGUGGAAUGAGGUACCUACUGCGUUAUCUUUGAAGUGCUUACAACAAAUUAUCGAAAAGUAUGGCAAACACUCGAGCUCCUCGAGAAAUUUUAAGGAAACUUGACCACGUAGAGUAGGGUUUAAAAAUUAAUUCCAGCCUUUCGUUUAAAACUACCCUCGCCAGAAGCAGUCUAGAAGACGUCAAAUAGUGAUACAUUUUAUUAUAUAUGCUUUUCAUGUCGAAAAUGCAUCCUGCCACUUUUUUCCUUCCGAUAUAUCUUUUUAUCCGACCUUGUGCCUUUUUUAACAGGAGGAGGAGCUGGGGAUUCAUUAUCUUCUCUAAAUAAUACAAAGUUUGCGACCCGUGACCGGAGUAACAGUAACACGGUGGGUGACAACUGUCCCUUGCAGUUACAAGGUGGCUGGUGGGUUGCAAGCUGCGAUCAGGAUGCGUUUUUGACAGGGCGUGACGAGAAAGGCAAUCUCACUAUCCGGUGGCGUACUUGGAGGGGUGCAAGUCUGACUAAAAUUGAAAUGAAAGUGAAACCUUCUACAUGA
Molecule: messenger RNA, 1623 nt
Organism: Porites evermanni
Lineage: Eukaryota; Metazoa; Cnidaria; Anthozoa; Scleractinia; Poritidae
Source: the annotation of a GenBank genome assembly